CCCCUCCCCCUCCUCUCUUUCAGCUGCUGCUGGUCUUCCCGCUGCUCUGAGUGCUAACUACCUGACAAACAUCUGCCCAGCAGAUUGAGCUGAUAAAUGCGUGUAAACAUAAAAAGCAAAAGACCUCCCAGCAUUGCGGACGCUUCAAAAACACGGCGAAACGUCGGAUAUGUGAUUUGUGUUUUGGGUAGAAGGACAGGAAAAUAGGACGCAGCUGAAUGAAACCGGACCAACAAAGUGAGAAGACGUGGAGGAGGUGCAGCUCCAGCGGCCGACAUCCUCCUCUCCUUUAACUCUGUUUCUCCUUCAGGACUUUGAGGAAAAUGCGGACGUGGUGGGCUUGUGAAGUUGUCCGAGUCGACUCCAGUAACUCCUGACUUCUCUCUAACGUCUCUAAUGGCGGUUUGGGAGCAGUAGUGUGGUUGUGUUUAGCAGCAGCUCCUCUACUCGAGUGUAAUAUCCUCCUCCCUCGCUGGAUCACGAGUUCGCCCUCUGCUUCUUCUUCUUCUAUCUGCGGAAACGUUUGGACGGAAUAUGUUGUCCAGACUGAGUGAGUGGUUCUGGAACGAGAGACUAUGGUUUCCGGUGGGUUUGGGCUGGGCUGACCUCCAGGAUCGGGAUGGUCGCACCUACGCCAAAGGAUCUGACCUGUGGGCCUCCCUGCCCAUUGCGCUUGCCUUCCUCAUCGUACGGCAGAUCUUCGAGAGGACAGUGGCUGUUUGGCUGGCCUCAGUGAUGGGCGUGAAAGAGAAAGUGCGAGUGCGGGCCGCACCCAACCCAACACUGGAGUCUUUCUUUUGCACCACAAGUAAACAUCCUGCACAGAAUGUGGUGGAGAGUUUAAGUAAACAAACAGGCUAUUCAGAGCGGCAGGUCCAGAGAUGGUUCCGGAGACGGCGGAACCAGGAUCGUCCCAACCAGCUCAAGAAGUUCAGAGAGGCCAGUUGGAGAUUUACGUUUUACCUUCUUGCUUUCCUUGCUGGCCUGGGCGCCCUCAUUGACAAACCCUGGCUCUACAAAAUGGAGGAGAUGUGGAAGGGCUUCCCAGGACUGACUCUGCUGCCCUCUCAGUACUGGUACUAUAUGAUUGAACUGGGUUUCUACAUUUCACUUCUUUUUAGUGUGGCAUCUGACGUGAAGCGAAAAGACUUUAAGGAGCAGAUUGUUCACCAUUUGGCCACUAUCCUCUUGAUCAGUUUCUCCUGGUGUGUGAACUACAUUCGAGCUGGAACUCUGAUCAUGCUGGUGCACGACACCUCCGACUCACUGCUAGAGUCAGCAAAAAUGUUUAACUACGCCGGCUGGAGAAAGACAUGUAACUACAUCUUCAUCGUUUUUGCUGCUGUCUUCUUCAUCACAAGACUUGUGAUCUUCCCGUUCUGGAUCAUGCAUUGUACGUGGGUGUAUCCAGUGACCAUCUAUCCACCAUUCUUUGGUUAUUAUUUUUUUAAUGGGCUUCUGCUGGUGCUCCAGUGUCUGCACAUCUUCUGGUUCGUGCUUAUUCUGCGCAUGGCCAUCAAGUUCCUCCCUGGCAAUCAUAUUGUGGAGGACGAGAGGAGUGACCGAGAAGAGACGGACGAUUCAGAGGAGGAGGAUGAGGCCAUGCAGGAGAAAGAGAGAAGGGCCAAAACAAAAAAUGGACCACUGCAGAAUGGCCACUCUCCGUCCAACAACAACCACCGCAAGACGGAGUAAUGGAGCAGAGAGGAGGAGGGAGGGUGAAGAGGUGGAAACGUGGUGAUGUCCUCCCUAGCUGCCUGUGGCGCACACUCAUACCACCUGGGCGAGAGCAGUAGACUGAGGCAGGGUGGGGGGACACUCAAGUUAAAGAACUGGCCUACAAACACACACACACACACACUCACACACACACACGCACACAUUUUACCAAGUGUUAAAAGCUGAUUUAUCUUACACUCAAACACUAAUCCUAAUAGUCCCAGCAAACAAACUUGAAUAACCAUAAAUCCAGAAGUCUUUUUGGUCUAUGCACUAAAAUGCACUAAAUUCUAAAGAAGAAACAAGGGGAUCUUGAAGCAGUGAAUAAAACCUGGACUUGUUCUUGUUAGAAAUUCUCCACUGUCCAGUGUAUGACCUGCUUAGUGCCUUGUUAAAGGGGAAUUCUGACAGUUUUUUGAAAUUACAACGUAAUUCAAUGGUUGAGAUGUAAAGUCAUUCAGAGUGGUUUGAUGUGAAACAGUUCAUUGUAGAGUAACUUGCUAACUCAGAUUUCUUUAGAGUGGUGCUGAUAAGAACCAGGGGUCAUGAUAUAGUCAAAUACAGUCAUUUUAUUUACUGUCCAAAAUGAACAGUGAGGCUUCUGAGUUUUGAUAGGUAAUAUUGAUGUGUGAUAUGUCAUAUUGAACAUAGAAAAAAUUAACUUCUUUGGGCGUUUGCUUAGAAUACCAUGCAUGAACCUCUGGAUUUAAAUAAAAAUAUAUAUUUUAGGCCAAACUCUUGUUGCAGAAGUAUCAAAAAACAAAAAAAAAACAGUUAUGACUUCUGUCUUAUGAAUCUUUCUUUAGAACAGAGCAUUUCACAUAAAACCACUCAAUGACUUCGGGUACAUCUGACCGAUUUAAAAAUUGGUGGAAUUCCACUUUAAAAGAAUACUUCAGUGUUUUUAGCAGGAUCUCCAUCUACCAUGUCUGCAGCAUACAUUUAAUUCCCACAGACAAUAAUGUAGUUUCCCUUUAUAGAGUAAAAGGAAAACACUUGAAGCAGCUGCCCAUUGGCUUCUAUUAUAACUUUGUUUUUGUUUUCUGUGGUUAAAGGCUACAGACGCGGCAGAUAAAUAUUAGCUUACAAAAUGCUGAAGUAUUUCUUCGAUAUUGAACCCUCACUCGCCCCACACACACACACUUUUUAGUUCUAGCCUGAUUCCCCUUCCUUCUCAUCACAUCAGGUCACUGUGCGACCCUAGUCACUCUUCCUUACUUGUUCAUACAGAUCCCAUGUAGGGGUGAAUAUCCCUGCUAACAUUAAAAGACUGCAGGUCUUAACAGGUAACUUUGUGGAAUUACCUGAAGUGUUGCAAGUGCACCACCCACAAACUAUUGGCUAAAUUUCCAUUUUAUUCCGCGUACAGCAUCCCCUUUUCACCAAGUGGCCUUUAGCUGAAUCUCCCUAAACAUUCCUAGUGUACGUAUGUAUGCAUGCACACUCGCCUAGCCGAGAGCCCUCCUCACUCGACCUGUCCUUAUUUCACUUGCACUAUUAUAUGUACUAUAUUGCCUAAUCUUGCUAUACACUACCGCUGCCCUAAAGAUUAUCUUGUAGAAGCUGGUUCUCGAGGACCACAGCAAUGCACGGUUGAGAGUUUUCCCAGUUAGAACACAUCUGACUCAUCUUAGUCAUUGACCUGUUCAUGCUCUGCUUGCAAGUGCAGCCCUUUGUAGCAAGCCCUUGCUAGGUUGGACAAGUUUGUGUCAAAAUAUGUUAUUCAAUCUUUGUUUAGCGUCUACAUAAUAAUAUUGAGGUCCUGGGUUUGUGCUGAACUUUGCUCUUAUAGCUAAUAGGCAGGUUGGAAAUGAUGAUGAAUUUGCCACCAAUUUGCUUGUUUGCGUCAAACAAAAACCUAUAUUUUUUUUGGUAUUUAAAUGAGGUUUUUACUAACAUUCUAUAAAACUUGUUCGACAUCGUAACAGUAGCUACAAAUAAAUAUGUGUGGGCGGAGCAUGAACAGGUCAACCACAUGAUGACUUGAGUGUGGUAAAUCAGGGAAAACACUAAACUUGUGCAUGACUAGGACCCUCCAGGACUGCUGGGAUUGGUUCAGCGGAACCAUUUGUGCUGCCAUGACGUCCCACUGUGGGAGCGACCAGUAGCUAAACCGCCAAAUGUUUAAAUGUCCUGCCUUUUUGUGUGUCAACUGUCUUUUUUUUCUGCUGCAUUAUAAUGGGAACUAAAAUGUAAUCCAGCCAUAGAUGCUGUUCUUGCUUAAAUCAGCACGUCGGAGUUGUACGACUCGUCAAGAUUUGCUCUAAAAAAAAAAAAAACAACAACUGCUACAUAUCAAGGAGAGAAAUUAUUUUAAAAAUAAGUAAUUUACCGUUUGUUUGUGCUUAUUUCUUUUGAUCCAUUUGUUUUGCUUCUCUAAAACAAAGGAGAACAUUGAGAUUAUUCACUUUAAUUUUUUAUUGUAUUUUUGUUUUAUCUUUGUUUUUUUAUUGCCUUUCCUUUCAAUUUUUUUAUUUGAGGCCUAAAAUUAUUCAGUUGACUUAUGCCAUAAGCCAAUAAUACAACAAAUAUAGUUUCUUUUUCAGUUGGAAUUGCUUGUACACAUUUCUUGUGGACUGAUAUUACCCAUUCUACACUUCAGUAACAUGGGCCUGCUGGGAAGAAGGAUAAAAAUCACCACCAGGUGGAGGUAGGCCUGUUCUAAAGUCAUGUCUAUAACAAGUUGAACAGAAGUCCUCCCCACCACACCUUCAUCUCUGAACAGAAAAGUCUGAUCUACUAAAAAGAAGCUGGCUUUUCAGAGUAACAGACAAACCAGUGUGUUAUCUUCCAUAUGUUAAGUGUAUGUCAGUAUUUGUUGACCAUCAGAUGCACUUUAUAAAAUAUUCAGAGUCAGACUGCUUGAACAGACAGUUCAUCACAUAACUCAUCUAUAAGACAGCAGUGCUCCAACAUGACUGAAAUAGCUUAUGCUUUAUAGGUUUUACGGGUAAUAGCAUCCAUGUAGAAAGAGGCCAUAUUCUUAAGUGUUUCCUGUUCAUUAUUCAACUAACUCAACAUUUAUACUGUAUCACGACCCGAAUGCUUAUGUCCAAAGUGUUAGAACUGAAGAGGAGAACACUACCUGAGACCAGGAAUAUAAUUAUUGUUGAGGUCAUACGGUUUACAUGUUCAGGUCCUUGUUGUUUAUUUUGUUGUAUUGCAGCUAAUGAAAGAUCCAGUCAUUAUGUUUAUCUAUAGUGUCCAUUCAGUUUCUUGUUUUGUUGUGUUAUAUAUAUGUCACCCAUGUAAGCGCCUUGUCUUAUGUUUGUUCUAUCUUCUUGUCUGCUUAUUCACAUUCUUCUCUUGCUCUACAAGCACUGCUCCUCAACCCUGAUACAAGCUAGAGGUGGGUAAUAUGGCGAAUAUCUAAAAUCAUGGUAUUUAAAGACAGUUACAAGUAAAUGUACCCUUACUAAGGUUUAAUAUACUCCAUUAAUGCAGCAUUUUAAAAAGCGAUCAAAGACUGUUAGUACAUGGUAGUAUGAGUUAUGCUUUCUAGGACUCGCAGCAUCACCAGGAACUCACAAUCUUCCACAAAUAGGCCCAGGAGCUUCCAGUCAGUCAGUCUAGAGGAACUGAUGUUGCUCACUAUAUGCUCAGAAAAGCUUAUCAUGAUGUCAUUUAUCCUAGUAAUGUUAUUGUACUCUCAUGUCGCCCACCCUUAGUUCAGACCAUCCUGAAUCUUGCGACCCGUUCCGCUUUGCAGAGCCAGUCUGCCUUCCCUCCAAAGGAAAACCAUUACUGCGAAUGGGAUUAGCAUCAAUGUCAGUGUAGAGCUUCAGCUGCCUUGUAGCUCAUAAGCUUACACUGAUUGCUCUGAUUUUGCUGGGCUGAGUCCAGGAAGCGAAACCUAGCAACUUUUGGGGUGGUUUUUACAUCAGCUAUCACAAGCCUCUUCAUGAGGAGCUCCUCAUUUUUUUUCUUUCCCCCAACCUUUUUCUGUUUGUCUCUCCUCUUUAUCCUAUAACCAUCACUCUUUCCAGGCUAGAUGCCAAGACCAAUUCAGCCAAAUAGCUCUCACCAUGUAUUGCCUUCAGUGGUCCCAAACACACACAGAAACAUGAGUGUCCCAACUGCCAGUGUUUUUAUGUUGUAUUUUGUAUUGCCUUUAUGCAAUGUAAGAUAAAAGACUCUUGUGGAUAACCAA
This is a messenger RNA of Colossoma macropomum (tambaqui), 5869 nucleotides long. RefSeq names its product ceramide synthase 2a (gene cers2a). The transcript has 11 exons. The record is from RefSeq and is a predicted model, not a curated record. Gene Ontology annotation, biological process: ceramide biosynthetic process. The coding region runs from base 535 to 1695 and encodes 386 amino acids. Gene Ontology annotation, cellular component: membrane. Lineage: Eukaryota; Metazoa; Chordata; Actinopteri; Characiformes; Serrasalmidae. Gene Ontology annotation, molecular function: sphingosine N-acyltransferase activity; DNA binding.